ACGGGGGCAUUCCAGGGAGUCCAGGGGCCUGACGCGAGCUUCAGGGGUGCCGAUCUUUUUAAAACCCCGUCCUGCCUAGAGCUUCAUUUAGCUACUCAAGUGUAACCGACUUCACCAAGCAGGCUGCCGCCGCCGACUUCGUAGGGCUACUAGCGGUCCUGUGCUGUCCAUUGUACAGACAACGCGUUCCUCUUUCUACAGUCUAUUCUUCUUCCGUGCCAAGGUUUCUAUUAGGAUGCAGCUACCACUUUUUUCACUAUUCUGAUACAUUAAAAAUCAGGGGACCGUCCACGUUGAAAACGAUAAACGGAUUAAACGGACAAGCUCCACUCCAAUCACAAGUACAAACGAAAAUCUCACUUACUCUUUCUUUCAUAUUUUUCCAAGUUUUACAACUUUUUUUCACGGCCAGUGCGCGAGCUUGGCACUGGCGGUCAAGAAACAUUUAUUUAUUUAUUUCCACGCUGCCUUGCGUGCCGUAACGUUCACACACUGGCCCCACUGAUUGUGGUAUAAAAAGGGCACGGAAACCGACAACAUGAUGAGCAAUAAUACUUACUACGAGCAGCAGCAGCCGCCGCAGUACUACCAGAGUACGGACAACGGGGACGACGAAGAAGAGGAGAUGCCGGCCACGGAGAAGGACCUCGCUGAGGAUGCGCCCUGGAAGAAAAUCCAACAGAACACCUUCACCAGGUGGUGUAACGAGCACCUCAAGUGCCUCAACAAGCGGAUCAACGACCUACAGAAAGACCUGACCGACGGGCUCAAGCUCAUCGGUCUCCUGGAGGUUUUGAGCCAGAAGAAAAUGUACAGAAAGUACCACGCCAGACCUAACUUCAGACAGAUGAAACUGGAAAAUGUGUCCGUCGCGCUGGAAUUCUUGGAGAGAGAACACAUAAAGCUGGUAUCGAUAGACAGUAAGGCCAUCGUGGAUGGGAACCUGAAGCUUAUCCUGGGUCUGAUCUGGACUCUGAUCCUGCACUACUCCAUCUCAAUGCCCAUGUGGGAGGACGAGGACGACGAGGACGCCAAGAAGCUGACCCCCAAGCAGAGGCUGCUGGGAUGGAUCCAGAACAAGGUGCCCCAGCUGCCCAUCAACAACUUUCACCGUGACUGGAGGGACGGCAAGGCUCUGGGAGCCCUGGUUGACAACUGUGCCCCAGGCCUGUGUCCUGACUGGGAGACGUGGGAUCCUAGCCAGCCUGUGGAGAAUGCCAGGGAGGCCAUGCAGCAGGCGGACGACUGGCUCGGUGUGCCCCAGGUGAUAGCCCCUGAGGAAAUAGUGGAUCCCAAUGUGGACGAGCACUCGGUGAUGACCUACCUGUCCCAGUUUCCCAAGUCCAAGCUGAAGCCUGGUGCCCCGCUGCGCUCCAAGACUCUGCACCCCAAGAAGGCCAAGGCCUACGGACCAGGUAUUGAUCCCAGAGGUAACAUGGUGCUGAAGCCGGCUGAGUUCAUCGUGGAGACAGUGGAGGCGGGGCUAGGGGAGGUCCUGGUCUAUGUGGAGGAUUCAGAGGGACACACAGAGGAGGCCAGAGUGAUCCCCAACAAUGACAAGAACAGGACGUACUCUGUCAUCUACCUGCCCAAAGUGGAGGGCCUUCACAAGGUGAAGGUGAUGUUCGCUGGGCAGGACAUAGACAGGAGUCCCUUCGUGGUGAGUGUGUCCAAGGCCAUGGGAGACCCCAACAAGGUGCAGGCCAGAGGACCAGGACUGGAGCCUGUAGGCAACGUGGCUAACAAGCCUACCUACUUCGACAUCUACACAGCAGGUGCCGGUGCUGGAGACGUGGGUGUGAUCAUCGUGGACUCCCAGGGCAGAAGAGACACCGUGGAGAUCAUUCUGGAAAACAAGGGGGACAGUAUUUUCCGUUGCACCUAUUGCCCUAUCCUGAAGGGGCCUCAUGUUAUCUACGUGACGUUUGCUGGGCAGCAGAUACCCAGAAGCCCUUUCACUGUCCACAUCUCAGAGGCUCCACCGAGCGCCCUGCCCCCUGGCUCUCCGGUGCAGAUAGUGCCCCAGUCCAUACGCACCCCACCCACAGACAAGGCCAAGAGAGUGCCCCCCCCAACACCGCCCAAACCCAGGCGACCAACCAGCAACCCCAACAUGUGCCGGGCCUCAGGGAGAGGUCUCCAGCCUAAGGGGGUGAGGGUGAAAGAGGUGGCUGACUUCAAGGUGUACACCAAGGGUGCCGGCAGCGGAGAGCUCAAGGUUACCAUCAAGGGGCCAAAGGGACUAGAGGAGCCUGUGAAGGUGCGUGACGCGGGAAACGGGGUGUAUGAGUGUGACUACUACCCCAUCAUGACUGGCAAAUACACCAUCACCAUCACCUGGGGCGGACAGACCAUCCCACGCAGCCCGUUUGAGGUGGUGGUGAGUGAGGACGUGGGGUCCCAGAAGGUGAGGGCGUGGGGGCCGGGCCUGGAGACAGGCAUGGUGGGGAAGUCAGCUGACUUUGUUGUGGAGGCCAUCGGCACAGAGGUGGGAACUCUGGGUUUCUCCAUCGAGGGCCCGUCGCAGGCUAAGAUAGAGUGUGAUGAUAAGGGCGAUGGGUCAUGUGACGUACGUUACUGGCCCACGGAGCCUGGCGACUAUGCUGUUCACGUCAUCUGUGACGACGAGGACAUCAAGGACAGCCCCUUUAUGGCCCACAUCCUCCUCACAGCCAAUGACGUGUUCCCUGAGAAGGUGAACAGUUAUGGCCCAGGUCUGGAACCGAUUGGCUGCAUUGUCAAUAAACCAGCAGAGUUCACCAUUGAUGCAAGUGGAGCCGGCAGGGGCCAGCUGAAGAUAUACGCCCAGGAUGCAGAGGGCUUCCCCAUCGACAUCCAGAUCACAGAGAACGGAGACAGCACCUUCCUCUGUGUCUACAUUCCCACCAAGCCCAUCAAACACACCAUCAUUAUCACCUGGGGAGAGGUCAACGUCCCCAACAGUCCCUUCAGGGUGACCAUCGGAGAGGGCAGCCACCCAGAGAAUGUGAAUGUGUAUGGUCCAGGUGUGGAGAAGUCAGGUCUGAAGGCCAACGAGCCCACCUACUUCACUGUGGACUGCAGCGAGGCAGGACAAGGGGAUGUCAGUAUCGGCAUCAAGUGUGCUCCCGGCGUGGUCGGUCCGGCAGAGGCUGACAUCGACUUUGACAUCAUCAAGAAUGACAACGACACGUUCACAGUGAAGUACAUGCCCCCCGGCCCCGGACGCUACACCAUCAUGGUGCUGUUCGCUGACCACGAAAUACCAAUCAGCCCUUUCAGGAUCAAGGUGGACCCCUCCCAUGACGCUAACAAGGUGAGGGCGGAGGGACCCGGACUCAACAAGACAGGUGUGGAGGUAGGUAAGCCCACCCACUUCACCAUCUACACCAAGGGAGCGGGCAAGGCCAAGCCUGAAGUGCACUUCACCGGAGCAGCCAAAGGGGACGCCGUCCGAGACUUUGAGAUCAUUGACAACCAUGACUACUCCUACACCGUGCGCUACACUGCAGUGCAACAGGGGAACAUGUCUAUCUCAAUCUGCCACGGCGGUGACCCCAUUCCCAAGAGCCCCUUCAACAUCACGGUGGCUCCGCCCCUUGACCUCAACAAGGUCAAAGUUCAGGGGUUGAACAACAAGGUCGACGUUGGGAAGGAUCAGGAGUUCACAGUGAGCACGCACGGCGCCGGUGGCCAGGGCAAGUUGGAUGUGAAGAUCACCUCGCCCUCUCGUCGGCCAAUCCCCUGCAAGCUGGAGUCUGACACGGCCAACGAAGUACACACUGUGAAGUACAUUCCUCCUGAGGAGGGACCCUACAAAGUGGACAUCAGCUAUGAUGGGAACCCUGUGCCUGGGAGCCCCUUCACUGUGGAGGGGGUGAUGCCCCCUGACCCCUCAAAGGUGCAUGCCUAUGGCCCAGGCCUCCAGGGAGGCAUGGUGGGCAAGCCGGCCCCCUUCGCCAUUGACACCAAGGGUGCGGGCACCGGCGGGCUGGGCCUGACCGUGGAGGGGCCAUGCGAGGCCAAGAUCGAGUGCCAGGACAAUGGCGAUGGCUCCUGCUCUGUCUCCUACCUGCCCACAGAGCCCGGUGAAUACGCCAUCAACAUCCUGUUUGCCGAGCAGCACAUCCCCGGCUCCCCCUUCAAGGCCAUGGUACAGUCCGUGUUUGACCCCAGUAAGGUCACGGCCAGUGGGCCAGGCCUGGAGAGAGGGAAGGUCAACGAGGCAGGGUCGUUCGUAGUGGACUGCGCCAAGGCUGGGGACGCCGAGCUGACCAUUGAGAUUAUUUCAGAUUCGGGGUCGAAGGCGGAGGUGCGUGUUCAGAACAACAGUGAUGGGACCUAUUCUAUCACGUACAUCCCACAGUUCCAUGGCAUGUAUACUAUCACCAUUAAAUACGGGGGGCACGCCGUGCCCAAGUUCCCCGCCCGUGUGCAAGUGGACCCAGCCGUGGAUACCAGCGGGGUGAAGGUGUACGGACCAGGAGUGGAACCCAGAGGGGUCCUGAGGGAGGUGACCACCCAUUUCAUCGUGGAUGCCCGUGCCAAGAGCAAGACCGGGGGCAGCCAUGUCAAGGCCCGCAUCGUCAACCCUUCAGGCGCCAACACAGACGCCUACAUCACUGACAAGGGAGAAGGCACCUACAGAGUGGAAUACGCUGCCUUUGAGGAUGGGAUGCACCUGAUAGAGGUGCUGUAUGAUGAUGUGGCGGUGCCUAACAGUCCGUUCCGUGUCCCGGUAACGGAGGGUUGUGACCCCAGCCGUGUCAGAGCCUACGGUCCUGGUCUGGAGGAGGGCCUGGUCAACAAACCCAACCGCUUCACCGUGGAAACCAGGGGUGCUGGUACAGGGGGUCUGGGCCUGGCCAUCGAGGGUCCAUCAGAGGCUAAGAUGUCCUGUAAGGACAAUAAAGACGGCAGCUGCAGUGUGGAGUACAUCCCCUUCACCCCGGGAGACUAUGACGUCAACAUUACCUUCGGAGGCUUGCCCAUCCCAGGGAGUCCCUUCCGUGUGCCAGUGAGAGAGCUAGUGGACCCAAGUAAGGUGAGGUGUUCAGGCCCAGGGCUGGGUAGUGGAGUCAGAGCCCAUGUUCCUCAGACCUUCACUGUGGACACCAGCAAGGCUGGCCUCGCCCCUCUGGGAGUGGUGCUGUACGGACCUACUGGAGUUGCUGAGCCAGUGAACAUCACAGAUAACGGAGACGGAACACACACAGCGACCUACACCCCGGCCAAGGACGGCCCGUACACCGUGUGUGUGAAGUACGCUGACCAGGAGGUUCCUCGCAGUCCGUAUAAGAUCAAGACAUUGCCUGCUCAUGAUGCCAGUAAGGUGCGUGCCAGUGGGCCAGGUUUGAAUGCCCAGGGUGUGCCUGCCAGCCUGCCUGUGGAGUUCACCAUCGAUGCCCGCGAUGCUGGCGAAGGCCUGCUCACUGUGCAGAUACUGGACCCAGAAGGCAAGCCGAAAAAGGCCAACAUCCGUGACAACAGAGAUGGGACAUACACAGUGUUCUAUGUACCAGACAUGGCAGGGCGCUACACCAUCACCAUCAAGUAUGGAGGAGAUGAGAUUCCCUACUCACCCUAUCGUAUCCAUGCCCUGCCCACUGGAGACGCCAGCAAGUGUCUGGUCACAGUUUCCAUUGGAGGACAUGGAUUGGGUUCAGGUCUCGGACCCACCAUCCAGAUCGGCGAGGAGACCGUCAUCACCGUGGACGCAAAAGCUGCUGGGAAGGGGAAGGUGACCUGUAAGGUGUCGACGCCAGAUGGGGCGGAGCUAGACGUGGACGUGGUGGAGAAUUCCGACGGAACGUUUGACAUCUACUACACGGCUCCGGAACCUGGGAAAUACGUCAUCACCAUCCGCUUCGGAGGAGAACACAUUCCAAACAGCCCCUUCCACAUUGUGGCCAGUGAUACCGUCCCUAUAAUAGAGGAACCAUGUGACAAGCUCCAGUUACAACAGCCCUACCAGCCCUACCAGGGCUACCCCCCUCACUGGGCCACAGAGGAGCCCGUCACCACCGGCGAUAUCAUAGAGCCUAUGCUCCGCCCCUUCAACCUGGUCAUUCCGUUCACCGUUCAGAAGGGAGAGAUCACAGGUGAGGUGCGUAUGCCCUCAGGUAAGACAGCUCGUCCGAACAUCACAGACAACAAGGAUAGGACAGUCACAGUGAAGUACGCCCCUACAGAGAAAGGACUGCAUGAGAUGGACAUCAAAUAUGAUGGAAACCACAUCCCUGGAAGUCCCCUCCAGUUCUAUGUAGAUGCCAUCAAUAGUGGUCAUGUGACAGCCUAUGGUCCUGGUCUGAGUCACGGCAUGGUCAACAAACCUGCCACCUUCACCAUCGUCACCAAGGAUGCAGGGGAAGGUGGCCUGUCCCUGGCGGUGGAGGGUCCCUCUAAGGCAGAGAUCAACUGUAAGGACAACAAGGACGGAACCUGUACUGUGUCCUACCUUCCCACUGUACCAGGAGACUACAACAUCAUCGUCAAGUUUGACAACAAACACAUCGCCGGCAGCCCCUACACUGCCAAGAUCACAGGGGAUGACACUAUGAGGACAUCCCAGCUCAACGUUGGCACAGCAACAGACGUGUCAUUGAAGAUCUCAGAGACGGACCUGAGCAGCCUGACAGCGAGCAUCAGAGCACCGUCGGGCAACGAGGAACCCUGCCUCCUCAAGAGACUGCCCAAUCGACACAUCGGUAUCUCAUUCACUCCUAAGGAGGUGGGGGAGCAUGUUGUGAGUGUGAAGAAGAAUGGGACGCACGUGACCAACAGCCCCUUCAAGAUCAUGGUGGGCCAGUCAGAGAUCGGGGACGCCAGCAAGGUCAAGGUGUUUGGCCAGGGACUGGUGGAGGGACACAUCUUUGAGGUGGCUGAGUUCAUAGUUGACACCAGGAACGCAGGUUAUGGUGGUCUGGGUCUGUCUAUCGAGGGUCCCAGUAAGGUGGAUAUUAACUGUGAGGAUGUGGAGGAUGGUACCUGUAAGGUGACCUACUGUCCCACUGAACCAGGAAAUUACAUCAUCAACAUCAAGUUCGCCGACCAGCACAUUCCAGGAAGUCCUUUCACAGUGAAGGUGUGUGGUGAGGGCAGGGUGAAGGAGAGCAUCACCAGGAAGAGACAUGCUCCAUCCAUUGCUACUGUGGGCAGCACCUGUAACCUCAACCUCAAAAUACCAGGUAAUUGGUUUCAGAUGGUGUCGGCGCAGGAGCGGCAUACGCGCACGUUCACUCGCAGCAGUCACACGUACACGCGCACGGAGCGCACGGAGAUUAGUAAGACACGGGCUGGGGAGACCAAGCGGGAAGUGCGUGUGGAGGAGAGUACCCAGGUUGGGGGAGACCCCUUCAGGGACGUGUUUGGAGAGUUCCUGGGGAGUCAGAGUCUCACAGGCUUCAGUGGGAUACCAGCCACUACCAGACAGUCUCAAGAGGGUGACCAGGGGACCCAGGAGAUGACGGCCCAGGUGACCAGUCCGGGGGGUAAGACGGAGGACGCAGAGAUCAUCGACGGCGAGGACAGCACCUACAGCGUCCGCUUCAUCCCCCAGGAGAUGGGUCCCCACACGGUCAACGUCAAGUACCGGGGCCAGCACGUCCCCGGGAGCCCCUUCCAGUUCACCGUGGGGCCCCUGGGAGAGGGAGGGGCACACAAGGUCCGGGCCGGGGGCACGGGGCUGGAUAGAGGAGUGGCAGGAGAGAUGGGAUUGAAGGUGGGCCAGGAGGCAUCGUUCGCGGUGCAGUUGAACGGGGCGAGGGGGUUGAUAGAUGCUAAGGUUCACACCCCGGCCGGAGCUGUAGAGGAGUGUUACGUUACUGAGCUGGACAGCGACCAGCAUGCCAUCCGGUUUAUCCCGAGGGAGAACGGGGUCCACUCCAUCGAAGUGCGUUUCAACGGGAGCCACAUUCCCGGUAGUCCCUUCAAGAUCCGCGUGGGAGAGAUCGGACAGGUCGGAGACCCGGGAAUGGUGUCUGCCUUCGGAGCUGGGCUGGAAGGAGGAACUACAGGCGUGGCAUCAGAUUUUGUAGUGAACACGUGUAAUGCGGGGUCGGGUGCUCUGUCAGUGACCAUCGAUGGGCCAUCCAAGGUCAAGAUGGACUGUCAGGAUUGUCCCGAGGGUUACAAGGUCACUUACACACCCAUGGCCCCCGGCAGCUAUCUCAUCACCAUCAAAUACGGGGGACCAUCUCACAUCGUAGGCAGCCCCUUCAAGGCUAAAGUCACAGGUGCUCGUCUCUCUGGUGGUCACAGUCUACAUGAAACUUCGUCAGUACUUGUGGAGACAGUAACCAAGUCGUUGUCGUCGUCGUCGUCGAUGGGCGUGGCCUAUGGCCCUAAGUUCUCUUCGGAUGCCAGUAAGGUGGUCUCCCGGGGCGCCGGCCUAUCAACGGCCUUUGUAGAGCAGAAGAACACCUUCACAGUGGACUGCAGCAAAGCAGGAACUAACAUGUUGAUGGUGGGGGUACACGGACCCAAGACCCCGUGUGAAGAGGUCUACGUUAAACACCUGGGCAACAGGAUGUACAACGUCACCUACACCGUCAAAGAACAGGGCAACUACAUCCUCAUUGUCAAAUGGGGGGAUGAAAAUGUCCCCGGCAGCCCCUUCCAUGUCACCGUUCCCUAAAAUGGACUCAUCCAUCCCCUGUACAACCCCCUGCUGUAUCCCAGAAUGGACUCGUGCAACACCCCCACAGACACACUAAAGUUGCAAAGACUUUUUCUGUCCGGGGGGGAGUAAGUUACCCAUCAUGCAUUGUACCACAUUUCUCUGAUAACUCAUCCAGGCGACAUCACAAAAUCUGAGCUGCCAAUCAUCCUAUGUCUGCACCGCCCCACCAACUAGCCACCCUGUUGCUGUUGACUUUCAAUGUGAGAGAAUGUACAAAGAGGUCAAAUCAUGUUUUCUGUCUGUAUCAGCCUAUGCUAGUAUUUUCAGAGCACAAACACAGUAUGCAGUCACUACCAUGUGCUUUUUAGCUAGUCCCCCAAUGGUGUCCCACACUGCCUGUACUGGCCUGGUCAAAAUGGCUGCCUUACAUGAGGGAAGAUGGCUGUGACGUCACUGUCUGGGUCACUGACAGACAGAGAGGAGUUAUUUACCUUUAUUUAUUCAGUCCUUUUAUUUUCUUUGACAGAAAAUUGUCUUAUAUUGUUUCAAAGGAGAAGAUUUCUGUCGAUUUUCGAAAGUAUUCUCCCUCAUACCGGGCCGCCCUGUGUCAUUACGGGUGUAACCAUGGACACAGAGAUGUGGUUGGCCAAGAAUUUUGUACUGAGGAAGAGGGUAUGGCGUAGCAAUCGGUUUAUCGUGUGAAUGUUUAAUUAAGAAGUCCACAGAGAGAUGUUACAGUGGAACAGUAUCAUAGUGACAUUUUAUAGUGAUUUUAUAUGUAAGAAAAUGAACAGAAAAAAACUCUUAAUUGUUUGAUAUACUAACCUUCUGUUUUGCAAGGAUGUGCAGGAAUAAUAAAACGUUUACCUGCUGACUUAC
Molecule: messenger RNA, 9478 nt
Organism: Salvelinus fontinalis (brook trout)
Lineage: Eukaryota; Metazoa; Chordata; Actinopteri; Salmoniformes; Salmonidae
Product: filamin-C-like
Biological process (GO): actin cytoskeleton organization
Molecular function (GO): actin filament binding
Source: RefSeq, a predicted model, not a curated record